This is a messenger RNA of Rotaria socialis, 669 nucleotides long. The record is from the annotation of a GenBank genome assembly. NCBI's taxonomy places the organism in Eukaryota, Metazoa, Rotifera, Eurotatoria, Philodinida, Philodinidae.
AUGGGAUCUGCUCCAAGUCACACCAAUCUGGCACCACCAACUCCGCGCGCGCCCCGAAUAUCUGAACAACAAAGAUAUUGGAAUCACGAACACAAUAGACAGUUUGAUAAUCGCGAAAGAAACAUCGGACAUCAUCGAAAUUAUGAAAAAAAUCCUCGUUAUAUAAUGAACAUUCGUGAUGAACCCCAGCAAAUGCUUCGCCCGAUUGCAGGAUAUGAAAAAAGACCUUUAGUAUCAUUAGAAGAAGCAUGUGAACCACUAAAUGCGUAUGUCUCUGAUUUACCACGUCAUGUAUGGAUUGCGAAACAAAAUUCACAACAUCCAGCUGACGGUCUAAGUUCUGAUGAAUCAGCUUCCAUCCAUCUUUAUACAAUGGAAUGGUCCGAUAGUCUUUAUUCUGUUCUCAAUAAGACACUGAGAGACGUUGAUCGACGAGUAUUAGCGCCAUGGUUUCUUUAUUUAAAAUUGCUUAUUACAGCACUAUUCAAGUUGCCAUCACUCCGUACUGUUGUUUGGCGAGGUGUACCUGAAGAUUUAAGUCAUCAAUACGCAGUGGUAAGAAAAGUAAUAUUAACAAGAGAAGAUCCCCAACUGUUACCAAAGGAUUUCAACGAAACCUAUAUGGGUUUUGUUAGCAUGGUAUCGAUAUCUCGUUUAUUGGAAAAUUAG